GCGAGACAAGUAAAAAUCCAAGAUGGCGAAUCGCGGCGGACACCAUGUGGAUGCAGUUACAGAGCGAAGAUUAAAGCCGAUCUACGAUAAUCUGGACAAUGGUAACUACAAGACAGCCAUACAGAUGGCAGAUAAAGUCCUGAAAAAACACAAAGAUCUCCAGUGUGCCAAGGUCUUGAAAGCACUUGCACUCCUGAGGAUUGGCAAACGCAACGAAAGUCUGGGCCUUACCCAAGACGUGAUGGCCACCAAACCGGUGGAUGAGCCGACACUGCAGGCCCUGUCCAUCUGCUUCCGGGAAAUGCAAAAACCGGAACAGAUAAUUGAGUUGUAUACUACAGCGCUGAAGAGCAACCCCACCAAUGAGGAGUUCCACACCCACUUGUUCAUGGCUCUAGUCAGAGUCGGUGAUUACAAACGACAGCAACAGGUUGCUAAGGACAUGUACAAAGUCUUUCCCAAGAACCCCUACUAUUUCUGGGGAGUAAUGAGCACAGUUUUACAAGCUCUCACAUCCACUGAUGAGAAACUGGCCCAGACGAUGUACCUGCCGCUGGCAGAGAAGAUGGUUGAGAGGAUGGUCAAGGAGAGAAGAAUGGAGGCAGAAGCCGAGGUCAACAUCUAUCUUAUGAUCCUAGGCUAUCUGAACAAGCACGAGAAGGCAAUUGAAGUCCUGGAUGGAGAGAUGGGAAAAUUCUUGAAGGCUGAGGUGGAUGCUUGCCCCAUCCGGAAGGCAGAGCUUCUGUGCAAGAUGGGGCGGUGGGCGGAGGCAAACUCUGCCUACAAGAUACUUCUCACAAAAAGUCCGGACAAUUGGCUGUUCUGUAAGCAGUACUUUAAGACAGCGCUGGCGCUCAUUGAAAAUAACUGGUCCCCUCCUGCGGCAGGAGAAAGCGGCAGUGGAAAUGGCAACGUGAGUCAGCCGGACUAUACAAUAGACAUGGUGCUCAAUUUCAUCCAAGAGAAAUCAGAGGCUGAGAAGAGAGCAGCCAAGGAGGGCCAUGCCCUCCCAAGAGGCAUCUUCCUCUCUGGGAUACAGUUGCUGAGGAUUCUUAAAGAGAAAGAGUCUCCGCACAUAUUAAAGAUGGGACCGAGCACUGAACUUUUCAAAUGCUAUUUUGACUUGUUUGGAGACCGGCCCUGUUGCUACGACGACCUGUGUCAGUUUUUGCCCCUCAUUGCGCCAGAGGACCACCAGGGUUUUGUGCAGAGUCUUCUUGACACGUUGGAGAUGGAGCUGAGCGAUGAUGGAAUGAAAUAUGCAAAAUCAGUAAAGCAAAUCUACAGGCACCUGUGCAUCCUGAAGAUCAGUCGCAGGUUAGGCCUUCAGGACAAUCUCUCUCAAGAAGAGAAGCUGACCCUUGCCAAGGAGCUCAUCAAACGCAGCGAAGCAGCGCAGAGUUAUGGCAAGGACCUGCUCUGUACUGAUUUACAGUAUGGAGAUGAAUACCUGCUAAUGGCUGUGCAUUUGCUCAUUGAUAUCUGGGAGGAAACAGGAGAAGACAAAUACUUGUGGAGGAUGCUUGGACUUCUAGAGAAUGGACUGUCGUCUAGUUCCUCAUGUCAUCAUAUGAAGUUGCUGCUUAUACGACUGUACUGUCUCGCUGGUGCCUUCGGUCCAAUACCAGACCUUUAUGAUGGGCUGGACAUUAAACACAUUCAACAAGACACAUUAGGGUACACAGUCUCAGGAUACGUGACUAGCUUGGGUCAUUUUACCUCAGCCACUGCCUUGUUCAACACAACUCUGAAAUUCUUCAACUCAAACCACAAAGAUACCACUGAGUACAUGAUCACAGCGUACAAGUUUGGGACGUUCCACAAGAUUCCAGAAUUUCUGACAUUUCGACAACGAAUCAGCAACUCUCUCCAUCGUACUCUGGUCACUGUGGAGAAACUUCUCCUGGAACUGCUAACGGAAGCAGAAAUAGCGGGGAACACUCUGAGAGAUUUCGUUGUCGACAUGGAUAUCCAUCCUGAAAAAGACAAUACCAAAUGGGAAGAAAUCUCAGACAACAGAGAUCUUGAUAUCAUGGUGUCUUGGGCCCCAGAACACAGGCAACUUUCUGAGGAGGAUCGACGAGCGUCCUCGCAGCAGGAGAAAUCCUGGCUAAAAGUGAGGCAGUUGACAUUGCGGUCCCUGGCCGCUGCCACCUAUCUCACACCAAACUCACCCUCAACACCUGACAGCACCCCCACAAAUAAUGGGGAAGGACCCAGCUAUGAGAAGGUGCUGGCUGCAUUAACAGACGAGUUGGACAGGCACUUGGUUGAAGUGGCAGAAGAUCCCACUACGCAUAGAAAAUUUCCUAUUCAAGGGCCGCCAUGCACGCGGAUGGUAAACUACCUCAAGGGGAAUUGUGGGAAGAUUUUCCUAAUGGCACUGAGGGUAACGCUGAGCAUACGUGAGCUCUCCAUGCAGCAAGACGAUAACGCAGAGUUGCAGAGUACAAUAGAACAAGCCUUCACCAGCAUCACCGACAAAUUUUCAGAAUCUUUAAGGAGAAGUAGGCGGUGCUUAAUCCGAGAAGAUGGAGAGUCAAGACAUUUUGACAGACAGGUUCUUCCAGAGUUGGCCUUACUUGUUGAGACACUGGCUUUUGUCAUAUUACUUGCCGGAGUCAAGUUCCGGCUUCUCAAACCCAUGAAGGCAGCAGCCCUGAGGAAGAGCAGAAAAAAGAAAGGCGGAGCCACAGCGAAGUUGCAGAUGCCGAUUUUCCAGCAUUUCAAGGAUUACACCGAGAAUGUGCAACAGCUGGCCAACGGUUUGACGGCAGCAGUGCAGGACAUUGACCCAACGAUGCUGUCGCUCGACCUUGGGAAACUCAAACUGUCUGAGUCCAGCCUAGAGAACCAAGAGACCUCUUUAGCCAGAGCCGAGAGCACCGUCUGGAAGCGCAUCGAGAAGAGCUACCACGAGAGUUCCAAGGAAAUCCUUGAGGUGCUGAAGGGCAAGAGAGACUUCCUGGCCACGUUGAAACUUUGACGGCUGGGGCCUGCUCGGCCCGUGGAUCAUGUGCAUUGAACUUCUAUCAAAUAGAGCAUUAGUUCAUGCGAGCCAGUACCUGUAAACGAUUUAAUUUACUCAAUAUUUUUUUGUUUUGAAGGCUGCAAACACCCGUGUCUUUUUGUGGGAUAUAUUAAUUGAGGAUUUUUAUUUCACCAACUUUUUUUUGGUAUGUAAGCUUGCUGUUUACUGAGGCCAUUUUAGAAUGCUCAAUAGGCUUACCUGGGUGUAAUUUAAACCUACGAUCUACUACAAGCACAGGCAUUGCAGUUUCACUUCGGUUACCGAGCCUUGAAGUAAAUUGUGGACAUUGUUUGCCCCCCUAUUGGCUUUGUGCAUGAACCACAGAGGGUUCAUCCUUACUAUUGGCAUUUUUAUUGGGAUUUCUGAUUUCCACCACUAGUGGACUCCCCGCACAAUACCUCCUCAACAGUGAUGAAGAGAGAUGCGGCCAAACACUUCAACCAAAUUGCCACUGUGUACCCAUAGGCCAGCACUCGCUUCAUGCAUCUGGUUUAUGAAUUUUCAGAUGAAAAUUUGUUGUGUGUACUCUACUUCCCAAUUUGCAAAAGCCUAUGGAGCUCGUGUGAGUGGUCACAGGUUGCCAUCCAUUGUUCCUGCAAAGGGGCCAUAACUUGCAACGUCAUGAAAUGUGUGAUGUGGACCCAAGUUGGCCCAGUGUUAUAGGGCAGCUUUAAGGCAAAUUUCAGUGACGACCAUUUGAUUACCACUUGGCGAUUUUGCGUGGUACCCUGAAUACAUUUUGUACACAGGUUACCAGGGAAAGUCAACGAGUGGUUGACAAAUGGCCAUUGCUUGAACUUGCCUUCAACAGUAAAUACUGCUUAGCAAAUUGAUGUGUGGAGAAAAAUAUCAGCAGGGCAAAAGUCGCGAGUAGUGUACAAUGCACGGCAUUUGAGCUGGUAACCUUCAACUAUUCGAAUAUUUUCCGUGCUUAGGCCGUGUCCGAGUUGUUUGACUGUGGCUUAAUAUUGUACAGGAGUCUAUGCUGGUGACCACAGCCAGUUACAUAGAGUGUUGUAAAAUGUCAAGCCAUAGCAGAGAGAUUCAGACAGGACCUUAGUACCUGUAUGAAGCAGGUAACUAGCCUGGUGCCCUCACCCAUUGUAUCCCUUUGAGUUUCCAGCUUAUGUAUCUGUUCAGCAGCCAUAUCCGUUGCCUUGAGCCCGUUGGUGAGGCUUUAAUGUUUGACAAUGAAAGCAAAUAUAGCUGUGAUUACAGUGUAGCUGAUAUGAGCAAUAUAAGAAGUCCCUGUUUCCUAGCAUACAGAUUGUGGUAAAUAGCACUUAGUAUAAACACUCCUCUGCCACGUAGUGACUGAUGCUGGAUAACUUCAUUCCAUUGUUGGCAUAAAUCUAUUUUCAAAAUCACCGCUUUGGAAGACUAUCUUCCUCUUUGGCUGCGUAGAGCUUGAUACACACAUUAUUUUCCAUGCACGAGCACCACCCUUGGCAGUGUAGCAGUAUACAUGCACAUUUGAUAUCCUGAAUAAAAGUUGCUGGAAAGAAAACGGGAAAUCGUAUCAGCACUCAAAAGAUCAGUUACUCUAGAAUUUCAUGCUCUAUCAUGUCUAUUAUAUUUUGUAUUUAUUUUUCCAAAGUAAUGGUUCACUACGUUCACUGUGGUGUUAUAUACUUAGACCUUUAAAACAAGGGAUUAAAAUUUAAACAAAGAUUAAUUGGUCCCAAAAAUAUUUCACUGUUAAAUUGCAAAUCAAUAAAGUUGCGUCCAGUUUGAGUUUGAAGUCCGAAGCACAGCUGGAGGAAAGAAAUGAAAACUGGAAAACAGUUUGUGACCUUCAUUUGUUUCUGUGAGCGAGAAAAAAGGAAAAAUUGGCUUGCUGGAAAUAGUUUGAAUGAGAUCUGAUCAAAGUGUGAUGAUCGCAGUUGGUGGUGGUUGAUGUCAAAGAAACCGUAGGUAACACGCUGCUGCAGAUUUGUGGGUUUUACAGAUGUACCUCAGUUACUUCGAGACGUCACACUCUGUUCUCAGUUAGAACGGAAGUAUAGAAAACUUUCACAAAGUUUUGCAGGACAUUCUGCAUGGACUCCUUUUAUGGCAGAAAGCAACGUGGUUGAUUUUGCUCAGAGCAGCUGUCACAGAGCUCAGUACAAUAGUCAUCACUGUGCUUACCACCAUUGAUGAGGGCCACUGUAAAUGAUCAGUGAGGGCGUGACCAUGGUCACAAGAUUCAUCUAGACAUUCAUCUGUUGUCCAAAUCAACCUUUUACACUUGCACCCUCCUUUUUCUGAUCUGGAAAAUUGCCUCAUCGUGCUUUGUAAUUUCCCAAAAGACCAUGUUCAGGUAAUUUGUGCAGCAUGCUUCAAAUGUGAGAGUUUUUGUUGAUGCAAGCCACAUCUGCCCUUUGCAUACUAGUUUUAAAGCAAGACGUUGUUUUGAAGUGGAAAUAAGUUGGCUUUUUGAAGAGUAAUUGAAUACUUUUCUACCUGAAAUUAACAAAUAAAGAAAAAAAAACAAACAAAACAGACCUUUAAA
Molecule: messenger RNA, 5525 nt
Organism: Acanthaster planci (crown-of-thorns starfish)
Lineage: Eukaryota; Metazoa; Echinodermata; Asteroidea; Valvatida; Acanthasteridae
Gene: naa25
Product: N-alpha-acetyltransferase 25, NatB auxiliary subunit
Biological process (GO): N-terminal peptidyl-methionine acetylation
Cellular component (GO): NatB complex; cytoplasm
Molecular function (GO): protein binding
Source: RefSeq, a predicted model, not a curated record